UCAGCGCGCCUUGACACUGACACGGACCCUCGUCUCGUCGUCGCCCGAAUAAAACUCCUCCGACCUCCACCCCCACGCCAUUGCCAAUCUUUCCUCCGAGCUCUCCCAGCUGCUCCUCAUCAUCCCGUUAGUCACAGAAGCGCCAUUGCUACUGCUGGUGAUGAGGUGAGUAGGUAAUUGGACGGGAAGAGGAGAGGGAUGCCCAUAGCUGGAGCCGCGCAACAGGGUACCACCACAUUCCACCUGCUGCUCCACGCCCACAACCUAGCCUGCGCCGCCAUCUACUCGGACCCCGCGUCGGUGCUCGACCGCCGCGCCAGCCCCACCGCCAGCCCGCCGCCGGCCACGCUGUCUUCCUCCUCGCCACUGGCGGCCGCCGGCGUGGCGGCCCUCGCCAAGAACGUCUCCCCGCCCCCGCCGGCGCCCGCAUGGCCGCAGCCGCCCUCCGCCGCGGGGGACGACUGGGUCCACCACCUCCCGCCCCUCGACAUGGCCGGCUGGGGGGACCCGCACGCCGCCGCCAUGCAGCCCCCGCCGCCGCCCUCGCAGCAGGACAGCUCCUUCCUCCGCUGGAUCAUUGGCGGCGCCGACGACGACGCCGCGCCGGCGGACGACGACGACGCCCACCCGGAUCUUGACCUCGACCGCGUCAUGCUCCCCCGCCACCCGCCGCCGCCGCCGCCGCCCAUGAUGAUGGGCCCAGGCCACGGCCUCCCGUUCACGCUCGCCGGCGACGACGCCAAGGACGCCGCCGCGCCUUUCCGUCCCCACCUGCACCAGCAGCAGCCCCACGCCGCGUUCCAUGGCGCCUUCCCCUCUUUCGACGCGCACCCGGCCAAGCGGCAGCAGCAGCACCCGAUGGCCGGCGCAUCCUCGCCAAAGUUGCCCCCUUUCGCCGGCCCCGGCGCGGGCGGGUUCGCCGCGUCCGCCCUCAAGCCCAAGGCAGAGGCGCCGGGCCCGGGCGACGACGCGGCGGCCGCGGCCGCGGUGGACCAGCUCGCCGAGGCGGCCAAGCUCGCCGAGGCCGGCGACGCCUUCGGCGCGCGCGAGAUACUGGCACGGCUCAAUCACCGCCUCCCCGCCGCCCCCGCGGCCGGGACGCCGCUGCUCCGAUCCGCCUUCUACUUCAAGGAGGCCCUGCGCGUGGCCCUCGACGCCACCGCCGCCUCCUCCUCCCCGUCCACGCCCGUCGACGUCCUCCUCAAGCUCGGCGCCUACAAGGCCUUCUCCGAGGUGUCCCCGGUGCUGCAGUUCGCGCACUUCACCUGCGUCCAGGCCGUGCUCGACGAGCUCGGCGCCGCCGCCUGCAUCCACGUCAUCGACUUCGACAUCGGCGUCGGCGAGCAGUGGGCCUCGCUCAUGCAGGAGCUGGCCCAGCGCCGUCCCGGCGCCGCGCUCAAGGUCACCGCAUUGGUGCUGCCCUCGUCGCACCAUCCGCUCGAGCUGCAGCUCAUCCACGAGAACCUCUCCAACUUCGCCACCGAGCUCGGGGUCCCCUUUCAGUUCGCCGUGUUCAACCUCGAUGCCGUCGACCCCACGGAGCUUCUUGCCAUUGCCGGCGGCGACGCCAUAGCCGUGCACCUUCCUGUUGGCUCGGUCCACGCCGCCGCGGUGCCAUCCGUCCUGCACCUAGUCAGGCGGCUCGGUGCCAAGCUUGUCAUCUCUGUCGAUCGCAACUGUGACCGCGGUGAGCUGCCGUUUGCCGCGCACCUGUUCCAAGCAUUUCAGUCCUGCGUCUUCCUGCUCGAGUCCCUGGAUGCCGUCGGCACGGGCUCAGAUGUCGCAAGCAAGAUCGAGCGCUUCCUGAUCCAGCCAAAGAUCGAAAGCUGCGUUGUCAGGAGGCACCGUGCCGCAAUCGCCGGCGACAAGCUGCUGCCCUGGCGGACAAUGUUCGCAUCGGCCGGGUUCGUGCCGGUGCAGAUAAGCACCUUCGCCGAGGCGCAGGCCGAUUCGCUCCUCAAGAAGGUGCCAGUGAGGGGUUUCCGUGUGGAGAAGCGCGCCGGAUCGCUCGUCCUGCAUUGGCAACGCGCCGAGCUGGUGUCGGUGUCGGCAUGGAGGUGUUGAAGCCGACGGCUAUCCGGCAUCUGGCUCCACUGGUGAGCAGCCAUGAAAAACAAGUUGGUAGGUUAGUUAGGACUAAUGAUCCUAACAAUAUUUCCGCUGCAACGAUCAAAUUACUCGUUAAGCACCGUCGCCUCCUUGAUGGAUGUUCUGCUGAUUCUGUCGCUUGUUUUUAAGUAGAUUGGUUGGCAGACUGCAAGGUCUGGUACAGUAUCAAUGUAUUUUAGUACUCAUGUUACUAUCUUCAUAUGGAAUCAAUGGUUAUGGUGUUUGAAAUGUCCA
This is a messenger RNA of Lolium rigidum, 2343 nucleotides long. Its product is annotated as scarecrow-like protein 6. Gene Ontology annotation, molecular function: sequence-specific DNA binding; DNA-binding transcription factor activity. Lineage: Eukaryota; Viridiplantae; Streptophyta; Magnoliopsida; Poales; Poaceae. Gene Ontology annotation, cellular component: nucleus. The record is from RefSeq and is a predicted model, not a curated record. The transcript has a single exon. Gene Ontology annotation, biological process: regulation of DNA-templated transcription. Bases 199 to 2064 code for a protein of 621 amino acids.